AUGUCAGGCCACAUUGUGUAUCAAGAUGUGCCGCGCACGCGUGAUGAUGACCAUCAACCUCACUCGAAUCUGUUCGCCGGCCAAAGGUUAUGGUUCUCUCACGUCAUCCCUCAGCGGCAGUGCAUGAUCCAAAAUGCUCGACUUAACGGCGCCAUUAUCGUCGACAGAGACACCGAUGCCGAUGUCAGACUGGUAGACCACCUCAAGAAGAACAAUGCGCCAGGAACAUACUCGUACAGAUACGUCGAGCACUCCCUCCGCAAUGGUCGACUUGAGAAUCUCGCCGAUCAUGCUGUCGGAGCUCCUUCAAGGGUCUCGAGACCUGUCGGCAGUACCCUCACGGCCCCCAAGUCGGGAAGGACACCCUUCACGCCGGAGGACGAUCAGUUCCUGUGGGAUUGGAUGAAGCCAUUCAUAGACCGUGGAGGAGCCUGGAAAGGAAAUGAGAUAUACAAGCAGAUGGAAGAGGCGAACCCGAGACAUACAUUCCAGAGCUGGCGCGAUAGAUGGAUAAAACAUACUCAAUUCCAGAAGAGAGAUGUCAGCAAUGCCGUUGUCUCUGGAGAACUUCGUGCGGCCACCCCGCCAACGCAACCCUCGCAUGCGUUACAAAAGAAGAAGCGACGACGAGAAUUGCACGAUGACGGGGAGGCACAAAGAGCCGAACAUGAGGGCGAACAUGAGGGCGAACAAAAUCGAUCCGCAACAGCCAGAGUCGACGGAAUUGCAGACCGAACGCCGUCUAAAGUCGCUGUUCAAUACGUAUCGCCUGCUGGUGAGAAGCCCAAACACCUUGAUGUUUUGCAAAUCGAUGGCAAACAGGUGCAGUCAGCAAGGAAAGCCCAGUCGGCCUCCUAUGGAUCUUUCACCAAAAAAGAAUACGACGAGCUUUACGAGUUGGCUGCGUUGUAUGUCGGUGGGGAGUUCAACGACUUCGACGCGCCGUGGGAGGAAUUGGCCGAGCACCCUGGUGGUACCCGCACGCCUGCGGAAUGGAAGCAUUUCUAUGUCUCAAGAGUUCUCCCUGACUACUGCAAAAACAACAAGUUACCCAUGUCAGAAGUCGCUCCCUAUUUGUCUGGGAAAUCAGAUGAACAAACUACUGGUGCAUCUGAGAUGCUCGACUCUCAGGAAGGAGAUCAAUCGAUAUCGCAUUCAACUGAAACCCAGGAAGAAUAUCAAUGUACGAACUGUUUUACAGUCGAAACUGUCAAAUGGCGACAUGAUAAAGAAGGAAAACUCAUCUGCUAUGAAUGCGCGGAGUUUGUGAGACAACAUGGCCAUCAUAGGCCCUCGGUAACUUGGUCAACUGAAGAAAGCAGUUUGAAUACAGACGAAAACAAACAAUCCAGAACAAAUGCAACAUCACCCCACGUCACAGCUGCUCAGAAAGAUUCUGUUGCACAAAUAAUUCUUACCCCAGACUCCAAUCUCGCAAGCAGUGAAAAGCAGAAGCCUCUGUUUGGUCCGGAAGGCAGUGUUGGCCCUUCCAGGUCUGUUCGCCGAGAGAAUUCUCAGCAGUCUCCGUGCCUCACGUCUCCUUCACUUCGAAUGCAACUUCCGGCCCUAAAUCGCCCACCCGAACCUAACGAGUCGAGGAAGAGGCGUGCUGGAAGGGGUACCCAAUCGGAGUCUACGCAGGAGUCGAACAGAUCCGGCACUCAAAGUCAGACUCUGGACUACAGUCUUGAAGGGGAGAAUCAAAGUCAAACUGCUCCGUCGCAGGGUCUGACAGCAGAAAUGGGAGAAGCCCAGUCGAAGGAGGGCGACGCGCAAAUGCGACUGUCGUCUCAGGCUGAGAAACACACAGCGACAAAGACUGCUUCGGCGUUCCCAGCUUCCCCAAAAGGCAAGCGGAAGCAACAGCAAGAUGGACCCGGAAGCACGAGUGUUCGACAACACCCCUCAAUCGGUACUGAGAAUCUGGUACAUGGUCAAGUACAUACUCGUCCCUUAACAGGCUCAAAAGAAGAUGAUCAGCUCUCGCGUCUUGCCACUCCGUCUAACUCGCGAAAGCCUUCACGCAGCUACCGUGACGAUUCGCCACUCUUUGUGCCGGAACAUGACGACGACGAGGAGCAGCAACAAAAUGAUGAUUCAGAGUUAGGUGUGGAUGCAGAUUUCAGCGGCUUAAAUCCCCCAAACAAGCCUGAGGCAUCUGAAAAGUUCGAAACCGCCCAGGAGUCUAUCCAGGAAUAUGAGACAGGACCAGAAGAACAGCCUCAAUCGCCGGAUGGAACAAUCGCGUCGCAGGCACUGAUCGACCGGCUCAAAGGUAUCAACGACGAGCUUGACUUGGCUUUCGAGCUGCCCGAACCACCAGGGGGACUAGGGGAGAUUGGUAUUGAUCUAUCUGUGAUGCCUAACGACGAAGAUAUCGGUGCGGAGGCAACGAUGUUUGGAGAAGGAGAUCAACCCGUCCAAAGUCCGGAUUACCCGGAAGUCCAGGUCAAGAUAGAAGACCACAACCUUCUCCAUUCUCCUCUCAUGCUCUUUGGUUCCGCUGAUGUGGAACUGGGAUCAUCACCAGGCGCUGGAGACAUGUCCGGUCCCUCUGAAAAUGUCAAGGGCAAAGGGAAAGAAGUUGAAGAACGGACGAUAGCACAAGGACAGAAUGAAUCCUCCUCCGCCGAACCGGAUGGGCACGAGACGGACAAUUGGAUCGCCCUUCAGCGUGACCUACACCCACGUGUCCCGAACCUAAAACCUGUGUUGUUCAAGGCCAUCGAGGCUACCAGCUUCGAUUUCGGACUUGCAAGCGAGGUUGUGGAUAUCAUGCUGGAAAACCGUCGUCAGGCGAUGAACGAGCGGCGAAGGAAGAGCCGCUCCAACGGCGUUGGAAGGUCCGCCGUCCCAGCAGAAGCUGACUUGGAUAUGGAGAGUCUCCUUCCGAAGGCUAUGCGCGGCGUAUGGACUGAGACAGACGACUCGCUCCUCCUAAGCCCGAACGAAAGUGAUGCCAGAAAGGUGUUGAGCAAACAUGGGCGCGAUAUCUGUGAUGCUCGCUUUGUUUUUCUGGAGGAGUUUGUCGAGGGGUGA
Cladophialophora psammophila CBS 110553 is the source of this 3039-nucleotide messenger RNA. RefSeq lists its product as uncharacterized. Gene Ontology annotation, biological process: regulation of DNA-templated transcription; telomere maintenance via telomere lengthening. The coding region runs from base 1 to 3039 and encodes 1012 amino acids. Gene Ontology annotation, molecular function: telomeric repeat DNA binding; zinc ion binding. NCBI's taxonomy places the organism in Eukaryota, Fungi, Ascomycota, Eurotiomycetes, Chaetothyriales, Herpotrichiellaceae. The record is from RefSeq and is a predicted model, not a curated record. Gene Ontology annotation, cellular component: shelterin complex. The transcript has a single exon.